Rhipicephalus sanguineus (brown dog tick) is the source of this 4922-nucleotide messenger RNA. RefSeq names its product nuclear pore complex protein Nup153. The coding region runs from base 163 to 4737 and encodes 1524 amino acids. The transcript is spliced from 16 exons. Gene Ontology annotation, cellular component: nuclear pore. Gene Ontology annotation, biological process: RNA export from nucleus; protein import into nucleus. Lineage: Eukaryota; Metazoa; Arthropoda; Arachnida; Ixodida; Ixodidae. Gene Ontology annotation, molecular function: structural constituent of nuclear pore. The record is from RefSeq and is a predicted model, not a curated record.
ACCACAUUUGCCUCAUUCGUCUAAACAACAGUUCGCGCGUGUGGUCCGUGUUUCACGAAGCGGUUCGCGGGACCAUCAAAACCGCUUCUCGUGAUUCAUGCAAGUUGGGUAGUGUGACAGUUUGUGUAAAUUCGCCUCUCCGCACUAGGAGGGCCCUUUGCCAUGGCAGGAAGACCCAACCGCCUUAACGAUGACAGGGAACGUAGGCUGAAACCUUACGAAAGACCCAGGUCUAUGCUGCAAACUGUGACAUCGGUUGUGCGGCACCUGCUGACACCGUCCUGGCUGAGUGAACCCCCAUCUGAGCCUUUCAACGAUCAAAGACCAGAGCUGAUAAAUGGUGAAAAAGAGUCAUCUGUUUGUACAUCCCUGGGGUCCUCGCCACGGUCAACACGAGACUGUGCUGUGGGACCAGACGGUGAUCUUAACGAGGUGCCCAGCCCCCCCAUGCCUGCGACAUCACGGCCAGAGACGCCAUUGCAACGACCCCUGGAACGGCCUCAAGAGCGGCUGCAGGAGCAGCCAUUGGAAAGAACGUUAGGAAGACUAUUUGAACAGCCGUCGGAACGAUAUGACCGACCACCGGAACGGUUAUCGGAACGGCCACCGGAAAGGCCACUGGGACAGACGUUCAAGCGUGCUUUGGAACGGUCUCCAGAGCAGCCCACUGAGUGGCCAUUGCAGCCGUCGCAGCUGCGGCCAGGGGCUUCAUCCAGUCCCAGCAGCAGAACAAGUCUCGUUGGAACACCUAGCUCCGUCAAGAGACAAAAACUCUGGUAUGAAGAUAGCCCCAUGAAAUCGCCUUUCUACUCUGGUCAGACAACGUAUGGCGGAGCUGCGGCCCAAAACAGGCUACGAAUGUUGGCAACGUCACAGACACCUACGGUCCCAGUCAUGGCCCGAGGUGUGAAGCCAGGAGGAGCAACAGUUGGGCUCAGUAACACUACUCGCCAAAUCCUGGCUACCCUGGAGAAGAUGGCAACUCCUGUUACGGAGGCCAAGCGUGUACCGCUGAGGAGCAGGAUAGCAGAUGGCCGGAGUUGGACUCUCCCACACCGCAGAGAUCCCCCUGCACCAACACAGGGUGGGCCUCCAGUCAGAAGUGCAGCUAGGCCAUCUAUUCGAACGGUAGUGCCACCUCGGACAGAGAUGUCUCGAUUGGAGGUCUCUCGGAAGGAAAGCACUGCAGCUGAAUCCUCGUGGGCCGAUUCCCUCAAGGCAAAGGUGUCUCGGCCGGAAACUGGCAAACCUGAAGUGCCUUCGGUUGAAGCUGCCAAGCAAUACCCUCUGAGAAAAACAGAGGAACCCAGUGUUGAAACAAGUAGUGUGACGGUGGCUCCUGUGGCCAAACCGAACUCGGUGACUUCUGCUUGGGAACCUCCGUCUAAUAGAUCGGCCCCUGAUCGUGCUCCAGGAGGAGGCAAGAUGGUUCGUGUUAUCCACACAGCCCACCCGGCACCACUGAAGAUGAGUGGCUCACCGUCGGAACCAGAGGAAGAACUCCCACCUGCAGUACCUCUUCCGCCCAUCCAGAGGCUUCCUACGUUCUCCUUCAACCUCAAACCACCACAAUCACUGCCAGCAACACCAUCGACCACCCUCGCAAGCAACAGCAAUGGGAAGACAAGCGGUGGAAGUAUCAGUUCUGGCCUUGUAAGCUCUAGCCCCGUCACCUCUAGUUCUGUCAGCUCUAGCGCCCUGAACUCUAACGCCUUCAGCUCUAUCCCCGUCAGCUCUAGCGUCGUGAACUCUAGCGCCUUCAGCCCUAGCACCAUCAAGUCUAGCACUGUCAAGUCUAGUGCCAUCAGCUCUGGCCUUGUAGGCACGGGCCCCAUAGGUACCAACAUUGUAAGCUCUGGCCCUGUCAGCUCCAACCCUGUCAGCUCCAGCACUGUCAGUUCCAGCCUUGUGACCUCCAGCCUUGUCAGAUCUGGCCCCAUCAGCAGCAUCCCCACCAGUAGUAUCCCCACCAGCACCAACCCUGUUGGUGCGCUCUCUGUCACAGAGUUCACAUUCAGCAAGCCAAAGCCAUUGGCCAGCUCUAGUGCUGCAUUGGUGGCACAACCCCAGAGAGACCAGUUAUACGAGUUCUCUGAGCCUUGGGGACCACAUGGCGAUGAGGAACAGCAGGAAGAAAAGCUGCCUGAUGAAGCAGGUCAUGGACUGAAGAAGCCAAGAGAAGCCAUGCAGGUGGAUCCUCCAAACAAGUCUGUGCCGGAGGUUGACGCAGAGACCAAAGAGCCAGAGAAUGCCACGGCCAAAAAUGACAAGGACAGCAAGAAUUCCGUAAAAGAUGGUGGGGACCUGUGGGAACGUUUCAAGCCAGCUGCCGGGAGCUGGUCGUGUUCGGUGUGCAUGAUCACCAAUGCAGCCUCGGCAAACUGCUGCCAAGCCUGCGAGACGCCGCGUCCUGGUGCUGCUCCCAAAGCAGCAGCAGCUCCCACAAGUGUCCCUUCUUCAGCGCCCGCCCCCGUGGCCCCGCUGCCUAUCAGUGUUGCCACCGCAGCCUCACGCUGGGAGUGCAGCACAUGCCUGGUGAGAAAUGAGACCAGUGCCACUCGUUGCUGUGCCUGCGAGACUCUUCGGCCGUCGGCCGGCAGUGCUACAGCUGGUGCUACACCUUCCGUGGUGGCCAGUGGAUCCCUUUGGGAGUGUGACACGUGCCUGGUCAGAAACCAACCUACUGCAGUGCGUUGUUGUGCCUGCGAGAAUCCUCGGCCGUCGGCCAGCACUGCCACUCUUUCCUCGGCGCAGGCGGCUGCAGCGACCUUCAAUUUCAAGCUGCCUUCCUCUGAGCCCAGUGGUUUCGGAGGAGCGCCCUUUGCUGCGGCGCCCAUGCAAUUCAAGUUUGGCAUACCUUCGUCGGGCUCUGCAAAGCCAUCCGAAGGUGCUCCUUCCUCGGAGAGUGCGGCGAAACCGCUCAAAUUUGGCAUUCCUAGCACUACCACUGUUACAAGUGCCGCUACCAAGCCAACGACUUCUACUACAGCUGCGGCACCCUUAAAGGACUUCAAGUUUGGUUCUUCCUCGGAGGAACCAUCAAAGGCCAUCAGUUUCGGUUCAUCAGCCAGUGAAGCAUCAAAGGCAUUCAAGUUUGGCACCAGCUCUGAGGAGUCUGCAACGUCUUUCAAGUUUGGCACCACUACUAACGAGCCCACAACAAAGCCACUUAAUUUUGGCGCAACGGCAUCUGAACAACACACAAAGUCAUUUACGUUUGGUGCUAGUUCAGAGGAGCCAACAAAAAGAGCCAAGCCAAGCACAACUACAGAAGAGGCUGCAAAGCUGUUCAACUUCGGUUCGUCCUCGGAUCAACCCUCAAAGCCUCUCAAGUUUGGCUGCACCGCACCUGAGCCAGCCAAGGAUCCUCAGACUGGAAGUGGCACAGAAGUUUCUACAAAGGCUUUCAAGUUUGGUGCCACCACGGAUGAGCCUACAAAAUCGUCCCCAAUAGCCAGCUCUGCGGAGGGUGCAUCGGGCGGCUUCAAACUUGGCCACAUGGCAGAGCCAAGCAAAGGAUUUCCUUUUGCGUCUACUACUGUCAAGGAACCAGUAAAGCCCUUCAAGUUUGGCACCACCCCUUCAACAGAGACAGCCACUGGAGGCUUCAAGUUUGGCUCUACUGCAGAGGAGCCCGCAAAGAGUGUCAAGCCUGGCUCCUCCGAAGAACAGCAACCGGCUGCAAAAACUUUCAAAUUCCUUGCCCCGUCGGGUCCCGCCGAACCACCCAAGCUGUUUCAAUUUGGCAUGACUGCGGAGCAAACACCGAAAUUGGGCGCACCUGUCGACACUCCCGCUAAGCCUUUCAGUUUCGGGACGCCCGCAACUACAGCAGGAGCAGCAGAGGCGGCACCAAAGCAAUUUUCGUUCGGCUUGGCAGCAAAGCCCAGCGAAAUGUCAGCCCCCACAGUUACAGCACAGCAGCCAUCUAUUGUGCCUCAGGGAGGCAGUCAGACCACCACUUCUGGACAGCUGCCUGGCUUCCUAGCACCGGCCACUACUGCACCUGCGGCAGCAACGCCGACCAUUGAACCUGCAAAGCCGGCUUUCCCAACUUCGCAGUUUGUCUUUGGCCAGAAAACUGACGCCAGCGCUGCCACCUUUUCGUUUGGCUCCCAGCCUACACCGGCUUUUCCCCAACCGGCCAGUGGUGCAUCUGCUCCUUUGCCAUCUUUUGGCACCCUGACAGGCAAGCCCCCAGAGCCACAUGUGGCAGCACAGCAGCCGACGUUUGGCAUUGGGGCAACACCCACUCCUGCUUUUGGUGCCCUGAACCCUCUCAAGCCUGCUGCCACCCCUGCAGUAGCACCUACGGCCACCAGCAUGCCAAGUGGCUUUGGUUGCCAACAGCCGACACCCAGUACUGGAUUUGGGCUGCCUGCAGCGACUGUCCCUACCCAACCGUCGUUCAUUUUUCGGCCACCAACAGCUGCACCGCCAGUGACCUUCCAGUUUGGCAGCACUGGCCCAACCUCGGGUGGCGUCUUCCGCUUUGGAGCUCAGCCCAGCCAACCAGCCACGCCUCUGCAGCAGCAGCCACAGCAGCAGCAGCCAGCCCUUGAACCUUUCGGGGCCCCGUUUGGCCAGACUCCCCCCAUGCAGUUUGGAAUGUCACCCUCGCCACUUUUCCCCGGGCCGGAUUCCGAGAACCCGUUCAACGCCACCAGUGGCAGCAGCGGCACUACGCAGCAGCGUCGCAUUCGCAAGGCCAUUCGACGAAAGCCCACGCCGCGGUAGCUCUGGACUGUCUCUGGCUGCUGCCGCCACAUGCAUUAUGUGUGCCCUCAGGUCCUGUUGAAGCGCUGUGCCAGGGCCCGCACUAUGCUGCCUGGUAUCUCCUGGUGCUGCUGUAUGAGGGCCUCCACGGCACUGGCUGCCUGCAAGAUUUGGCAUGUGGGGGAUGACAGUGUAAAAAAGUGGAA